ACAAAGAAAAGGUCUUUUGCCUUUUCACUUUAGCAAUCGUAACCUGCCAAUCCUAGAGAUCUUUUUCUUUGCACAUAUAUAUCUACCAGCAUAAUCAGUGAACUAGAAAAAUUUGGUUCUCAAACAGGAAAAGAGAUCAAAAUGAAGUUCUUUCAAUGGGUGCAUCGAAAACAUCGGCAGAAUAGUAUAGAACCUUUCAAGGAUUUCACAUUUGGAAACCCUUCUACUUGCCUUACAGUGAAGCCAACACUUGACAAUCAAUACUCCCAUACGAAGCCAUGCUUCAGCUCCAUAAAUCAGCCCAAUUUCUCGAAGUCACACAAUCAGGAAAAUCAAAUAUCUUAUUCUGGAUUGGUUGACAGCAGAGAAGACAGGUCUCAAGAAGAAACAACAGCAAUAUGCUCUCAGCUCUUUGAAGGUUUCCUAACAAUUGGAACACUUGGUACAGAAACAGAAACCAAUGAACCAGGAACACCAACAUUUGCGGAGCCUUCAGGAAACAUACCAAUGGGAAGUGAAAAGGUGACAGAAAAUGAACUCAAGCUCAUAACCUAUGAGCUCGAGAAAUUUCUAGAGGCUGAAAGAGAAGAAAGUUUCCAUGAUUCAUCAGGAAGAAACAGCUAUGUUAGCACUAUUACACUUUGUGGAAAGGAAAUAGAUGGACCCAAAGCUGAAGAUUACAGAAACAAAGCUGUAUGUCCACUGCAAGGAUAUUUACUGGGGUCCUCAUUUGAACUACCAGAAACAAAACAAGUAAGUAAAAAGAGAGCAUCGUUAGCUGAGCUACUUUAUAGGACAAAGGCAACAAGUCAAGAUUGUACAGAGACAGGAAUAAGAGGUGAAACACAUGUCAAGGAAACACAUAAGUCUGCUGUCAGGCAUAUUAUGAGAAAGGUAUUGAAAAAGGUCUGCAGUUCUUCAAAAAGCUGCAACACUUCCAGGAAAGAUGCUGAUUCUGCUUCAACCAAUAAAAAACUCCACAAGGCUCUACGUUUGUUUCACAGAAAAGUCUAUCCUGAAAGCCCCAUAAACGGAAAAGACUGCAUUAAAUCCCACAAAGAUGAGAUACAAUAUGUUUCUCAUAAAUUCUUCCAUGAAUAUGAUAAUCGGAAGUCCACAAAUCCAGACAACGGCAAAAAAUUUCAUCCAGAUACCAAAUCAAGAGAGUGGUCCCAACAACGUAUGAUCAAUUGGAACCAACCACAGCUUGGGCAAAUAUGCAGCAGCUCAACUGGAAAUAAUGAGCACUGGAUUAGAACAGACGCAGAGUGUAAGUACUACAUACAUCUAGAAUGCAAUUCCUCACACACCAAUUUGAUAAAUAUCUUCCAUUAG
Vigna umbellata (rice bean) is the source of this 1335-nucleotide messenger RNA. Its product is annotated as protein LAZY 1-like. Gene Ontology annotation, biological process: gravitropism; regulation of auxin polar transport. The record is from RefSeq and is a predicted model, not a curated record. NCBI's taxonomy places the organism in Eukaryota, Viridiplantae, Streptophyta, Magnoliopsida, Fabales, Fabaceae.